AUGCAGAUCCAUUAUCUUCUAACUGUCACCUCCAAUGUUAGCACCGACGAUGGAUUGACUUCCCGACCUGAUCAGAUACCUCUGCAAAGUCCACCAUUAACGAUCGACGAUGGUCAUCCACCAGAGAUGAUCACAGACCAAUUGAUCCGAAAUCAAGUUGGAUAUGGGGAGCCCAGUGAGGGAAACCCACUAUUGGAACUGUACAAGCUUAUGGGAGAUGAUGGUCAGCUGAAUACGUCGCACUCAACUUACAGCGUAUCUUUGACUCCGCAGACAAUGCGGAACCUCUCCGAUCUUUGUGCAAUGAUCCCUUCCCAGGCAGUCACACGAGAACUCAUCGAUAUCUAUUUCUCAGAAGCAAAUUGGUAUUUUGCCCUCCUAGAAAAGCAUUACUUCGAAAAGCUCUACCGCUCUUGGUAUGCUCUCAACGAUCACUCUAGAGAAAACGGUCACUCCGAAGGAUUGUCUACAGAUCUUCUCUACUUCCCAGCCCUAGUAUUUCAGGUCCUUGCUGUUGCUUUACAGUUCGCCCCCCUCAAUAUACCCUGUCUUCAAGCUUUAGGGAUAGACGAUUUCAUUCGGCGUGACUGCCUCUCGAGUGAUUUCUCAAAUAGAGGGAUGGAAAUCGUGCGCAUCGUAGGAGCACAUGCCCCAUCAAUCGUUGCCGUCCAGAACGACAUUAUGAGAGCAUUGUGGCUGAAGAACUCCAGUCGUGGGAGAGAAGCAUGGCACGUGUUAGGCGGUGCGAUCAGAAUGGCGCAGGACUUAGGACUUCACCGACAGGCCAAGGUUAUCCAAAACGCACAGUCCCCGCUGGAAGAAACCCUUGAUCUCCUGUGGUAUGAUGAGUAUAAACGAAGAUUAUGGGUCAAAUUAUAUUCCUGGGAUAGCCACAUGGCUUUCAAUCUUGGCAGACCCCGCGCCAUAAAUAGCAGUGAUUGUACGAUAUUUCCACCAUUGGAUCGCGAUAUCCCCGACAAUCCAGCGACAACUAUCCCGACGGCUGUAUUCCCACAUGAACCUCCAUCAUCCUUCACACCGCAUCUCUUUCAGUAUGCCGUGUGCGAACAGAUGCAUGAAGCCAUGUCUUUAGGCAUUCAUCAAAAUCAUCUUGAAGAUUAUAGUUUGGUCAAGACCAUGCAUGACCGUAUUCUGUCCUUAACAAAUAAAUUGCCUCCCGUUCACAGACUGGCAAACCCAGACAUGUCCUGGGAUUCAACCCAUACACACAUUCCUAAGCAGCGUCAACAAAUAGCAACAGCGGCACAUUCAUUCCUGCUGGCCCUGCACAGACCGCAUUCAAAAAGCCACACGGCUAGUCGUGAUGCUGCAAUUCAAUCAGCGCUGUCUGUAUUGGAUGCGCAAGAACGACUCUUCGAUCUUAUGGGGACCCAAUACUCUAAUAUAUACGCCCUGUCCGUUUACACUGUCGAUGCGUCUACCUUUCUCUCAGUCACUAUCCUUCAAUACCCACCCUCGGAUAUCGCUUUGUCAUAUCGAAUCAAUACUGCAAUAGAGAAGGCUAGGCGUCGUCUUGAAUUGACGAAAGAAAGAGUUUCAAUGGCAAAUUCAGCAUUACAGAUUUUGAAGCUUUGCGACCUCAAAAGGCAGUCUUCACCCCAGCUCCAGUUUCCCACGCCGGGAUUUUCCGUUUCUCAGCCAAGUCAAAUACUGGGAACAACUACUUCUGGCGAGAUGGGAUUUAGCUACCCGUCUGACCCUGCACAAACGACACCCGUGCAAAUCAAUGUAGCCGGUGGCAUUUCAAACUUUGAGCCGGGCCAAAUUGACAGCGCAGUUAUGUUUGAUGAUUUCAUAUUGUCGGAUUUUGACAUUGAUUCUUGGGUGCAACAGAUGGGCCCGAUGACUGGUUUGGACUGGAAUUAG
This is a messenger RNA of Penicillium cosmopolitanum, 1887 nucleotides long. Its product is annotated as fungal specific transcription factor domain-containing protein. The transcript has 4 exons. Gene Ontology annotation, cellular component: nucleus. Gene Ontology annotation, biological process: DNA-templated transcription. Gene Ontology annotation, molecular function: DNA binding; zinc ion binding. Lineage: Eukaryota; Fungi; Ascomycota; Eurotiomycetes; Eurotiales; Aspergillaceae. The record is from RefSeq and is a predicted model, not a curated record. The coding region runs from base 1 to 1887 and encodes 628 amino acids.